CCGAACUCGCAGGAGCGGGAUGAGGGGACAAUUGCGUGGAUGGAUUUCAAAGCAGGAAGCUGCGUUAUUACAUUAUUGGUUUCUCGACUAGAAAAAAUGUGGAUUCUCAUCGUGUAAGUGAACGGCUUCCAGUCUAUUCCAUAUAUGUCCAUAAUAUGUGAUCAGUAUCAUGAAAUCCCCUUCCUCUUAGCCCCUCUAUUCGUAUGAUGCUGAGAUAUUUGCACGGUAUCUCGUUCCGCUCCUUUGCAACAUCUACUGGUUUUUUCUGCCUUGGUUUUGCUACCGAGUCCUACUUUCAUCGCAACCGGCGAGAGACAUCGUCCUAUACAAAGAAGAAUCCCGUCGCCACACAAGAUAAGAUGGCGAUUCAGAAUCAAGUCAAGACUCCUUUCCAGACCUUAUUCGCCGUGUCGAUGACUUGUGAUGGUUGCGUCAAGUCAAUUUCUGAUGCGCUGUAUAAUCUCGACGGCAUUACCAAGGUCGAAGCCAAUCUGAAGGAUCAGCUCGUAACAGUCGAGGGGACUGCUGCGCCGUCUGCGAUUGUAAGUGCCAUUGAAUCCACAGGCCGGGAUGCUAUUUUGCGAGGAUCGGGUGCAUCAAACGCUGUAUGCAUUCUCGAGACGUAUCACCGCAACGAGAAGGGUGGUGAGGAGUUGGUGCCUGCUUCUGCUCCAGAGGCGUCUACAGAAGGAUCAGGAGCAAGUGACAGGGAGGUCAGGGGCUUAGCUCGUAUGGUGCAGGUCUCUCCUACGACAACUCUCAUAGAUUUGACCGUCCGUGGCGUUACCCCCGGAACAUAUGCGGCCAGCAUCAGAGAAUACGGCGACCUGAAAUUUGGCGCUACAUCUACGGGACCGGUAUGGGCAGGUGGAAGCGGCACGACUCAACCUCGUGGUAUCCUCGGUACUGUACAAGUUGGGAGUGAUGGUCGAGGCGCCACGUUUCUAGACCACCCCUUUCAGGUUUGGGAAGUUAUCGGACAUGCAAUGGUUGUCUCUAGACAACACGAAGGGGUUGCGGAAGCAGAGUUGAAGAACGAUGAAAACACAGUCGUCGGCGUCAUUGCGCGAAGUGCUGGGAUGUGGGACAACGAUAAGACGGUGUGUUCGUGCACCGGGAAGACACUUUGGGAGGAAAGAAAAGACGAAGUUAAGAAGGGUAUGAUCUAAUUUUUGGAGUAGUUCGGUACGAUUCCGGAUCGCCAAGGCGUUUUGAAGAAUAAGGAUCUCCCAUCAAAGUUAUCAGCGUUCAGUCCGUUCCCUCAUCGAAUAAGACAUCUUCGAACAUGCCGACCUUAAGGGUCCUCUUGCUUCCCAAAUAGUUCAUGAAGCCUCUUACAGGACAGACAUUGGACGAGGUUACAUUGAAUCAAAUGACAGGUCCGACAUAGGUCUGCCUUACUCGUGUCAUUCGAUUUAUUUGGAUAAGAAACACUCCUCAUCAAUACAAACACGUCCAGGGGCUUCGGGAUAACAAUGCCGAGCUGUUGCCCAGAAGAGCUUUAUAGAAUCGCGUGAUGUCGAUUACUUGAUGGCACGAUACAACGACCCACGGUGGCACCACUGCCAUCCCCUAGUCCAGAUCUCAUGAUAAAUCGCCGCCAAGAAUUGCCUCGUUGGGAUGCCG
Molecule: messenger RNA, 1626 nt
Organism: Annulohypoxylon truncatum
Lineage: Eukaryota; Fungi; Ascomycota; Sordariomycetes; Xylariales; Hypoxylaceae
Product: Cu,Zn superoxide dismutase-like protein
Exons: 5
Coding region: 204-1169 (321 amino acids)
Biological process (GO): removal of superoxide radicals
Cellular component (GO): cytoplasm
Molecular function (GO): superoxide dismutase copper chaperone activity; copper ion binding
Source: RefSeq, a predicted model, not a curated record